AUGGAGACCCAACAUACAGAUACAAGAGGUAAACGUGUUGUUAUUGGUUCUAAUGAUUCUUCUAGUGUGCAGAUUUCAAAAUUAGAACAAAAGCUAGAUGCUCUUCUUGCAUUGAACUCGAGAAACCCUUCGAAGGAAGUGUGUAGCAUCUGUGAAACUCAGGACCAUGCUACCAUAGCUUGUCCACUUGGGGCUGCAUAUCCAGAAUUUGUGCAAGAGCAAGCUAAGGUGGUAAAUUCCUACAACCAAGGUCCAAGAAAUGAUCCAUACUCUCAAAGUUAUAAUCCAGGUUGGAGGAAUCAUCCAAACUUUUCAUGGAGGAAUACUCAGAAUCAAGCCAAUCCCCCUUCAUUCCAAAGACCACAAUCAUCAUCAUCAUUGGAGGAUAUAGUAAAGCAAAUGGCAAUCAAUCAAUCCAAUUUUCAGCAAACUACACAAGCUGCCAUCUCCAAAUUGGAAGUCCAAUUAGGCCAAAUAGCUGCUGAAAUAACUCAAAGAGAGCCUGGGAAAUGGCCAAGCCAAACUGUUGAUAACAAAGUUGAUUCCAAUCUUUCAAAUGAUGUCGUGGUUGUAGAAAAUGAAGAUGAAGAGGAGGAGAUCACAACUACAAAAGAGCAACAACCCAAAACUUCUCAAUAUGCUCCUAAGGCCAAAUCAGAUUCUCAGGAACCCAAUCCAUUCCAAUUACAUAAAAGGGAUGAAAAAUUCAUUCCUGCAUAUGGAAAGUUCAUCAAGAAUGUAAGUGCUGUGUUGCAAAGGAAGCUUCCACCAAAACUAGAAGAUCCUGGCAGCUUUGACAUUCCCAUUAACAUUGGAGACAAGAAAGUUGGAAGAGCCAUGUUGGACUUGGGAGCAAGCAUCAAUCUAAUGCCAUAUUCAGUGUAUCAAAAACUUGGCUUAGAAGGGAUGAAGAAGACUUAA
Prunus avium (sweet cherry) is the source of this 921-nucleotide messenger RNA. The record is from RefSeq and is a predicted model, not a curated record. Lineage: Eukaryota; Viridiplantae; Streptophyta; Magnoliopsida; Rosales; Rosaceae.